UUUCUCCUUCCCAGGAGAGAGGAACGCUGAGAGGGGUCAACACAGAGCUGAAGCUGCGAACGUUGAGAGGCCAAUAAUGGCGGUUUUCCGGCUUCUUCUUCCCGCCAUUUUCACAUCUCUCUUCGCUCUCUUCAUAGCCUCAGCGGAGUUCACCCAGCGGGCCUGUUCAAUUCGGUUCUCUGACGGUAGCAACUCGGACUGCGAAUUGCAGGAUUUGAAGCUGAGAGUAGCUCAAUUAGAAUCUAUUCUCGAAGAGAGCAUCCAAAACCUAAACACGAAAAGUCUAUAUCUUGAUGGGCGUGAGCAGCUAAUCGAGGAAACAUCACAAAAAAUCCAUUUCCUGCAGUCUACUUUGACCAAUAUCAAGGAUGACUCAACGAAUGCUGACAAAUGGCUCAGCAGUCUAGAGGAAGAGGUACGACUGCUAUGGGCAUCUUCGAGAAAGAACAACUUUGAUCUUCAUGUUUUGCAAUCUAAAGUACAGGAGAGCGAGGAUGCUUUAACAGUUCUAACUUCACAAGUUGAGAAGCUAUCAGAUAUUGUUUCAGAACAAUGGAUUCAAAUUCAGCAUCUAGAGCAGGCUCUUCAAAUAACAGAGAUGAGAACUUUGGAAGCCCAAAGGCGUGUGGGUUCUUCAAGGUGUACAUUCAUAAAGUUCAUCAAUAGCGUCUAUCACAAUCAACUAAAGAAAGUGUUUAGAAUGCUCGAUCAAUUAUUAUCAUGCGAAGAGGCAACCUCAAGCUCCGUUGCAUCUCAGGCUUUGCAUCACUUGAAGAAUGUUUUCUCUGCUCUGAACAAGUACCACCAUGAGCUGCAAGGUUUUAUUAAGAAACUGAUGGAAAGAAACGAAGUUACUGCUGCACUAGCCAGCGAGGAGUUGGUAUUUUUCAUGGCGUCUGCUGUGGUUGUUUUCCCGAUAAUGACUGCCUUGUUGUGGCUUUCUUCAGCACUCUGCUAGUUCGAAGAAGCUUCCUACAAAGUGAAAAAAGGGUCCCAUUCUUUCUUUCUCCGAGUUUCUUCUAUGGAAGAGGAAAUUUCCUGAUUCUUUUUUGACAGCAAAUUUUUGUACAUUCGACAAUAGACUACACUGCUAUCCAGCCCGAACAUGGCAACAAAAUCAUCUCUGGGUUCCAUUUUUUUCCGUUUCUUUUGGAACAACUGUUAGCAUGGACUCGGGCUCGCUGUGUCAUGUGGGAUCGGAGUCCGCCUUUGUGAAUGAUUCACAUGUAUCAGGUUGAGUCGGAAAUACGUUCUCAUUUCCUGGUUUUCAGGACUAAUGAGGUGCUUUCUUUGGAAGCUUCAGCUAUGGACUUUCUCGUCACUUUUGAGGGACCAUAUAAUCAUGUUGUUUAAAUCA
This is a messenger RNA of Punica granatum (pomegranate), 1357 nucleotides long. The record is from RefSeq and is a predicted model, not a curated record. NCBI's taxonomy places the organism in Eukaryota, Viridiplantae, Streptophyta, Magnoliopsida, Myrtales, Lythraceae.